AUGGCGACCCUGGAUUGGCGAGCGGUCGUGAGUACCAGCCUGGCCUGGUCCCCGACUUCCGCUGCCGAAUCGACCACGUCCAUCGUCGAGCGUCACGUCGAGCGUCGCGUCGAGCGAAGCUUUCGACCGCGGGGUCAUGCGGCAUACAAUGCCUUUACAUUCCUACCUCGUCCGCGCCCUCGCCUGUAUCGACGGCCGAGCAUCACGAACUGGGCCAUGGUCAUUUUCUCCGACGUCGUCACCGUCGACGAGAGGGCAAGUACCAGGGCAUCGCUCGCAGCGUCGUCGGGCCCUUUCUCGCCGCCGCCGCCGCCGCCGCAUCAAGGGCCACCUGGCCGGGCUUCUCCGUCAUCGUCUACGCCCUCAUGCUCGUCCGUCCCCAUUUUUGGCAUGCGGAGAAUGGCUUUGACCAUAUCUAGCCUGUGCGCAUGCCGUUGCAAGCGCUACGGCAAAUGUCCGCUUCGCCUUUGGCAUGUGGAAGCUGUGCGAGACGCCCAGUGCCGACCCGCCAUCUCCGUGCGGCUGACAAAGCUCGGGGGACCCUGGCUUGCGCAGGCGCACGAGCCAAUCGUCGCCAUGCCACUCUUCGCCGUCGCUCUCGGCCUGCUUGUGGGCAUCGGCUUCCGCCGAGGACAGGGGACCGACCCCGAAAGAGGAUCCGUCCACGGUUGGCCACGGUGUGCCCGGGGAGACGAUGGGUGGGCGAGUCUCUACCCGGGGCCGAAGCCGAAGCGGCAGCCUCCUGGCGGGCCGGAUGAUGAGGAGAAUUCAGGCAACGGAAGAAAAUGGGCGUCCAAAGUCAACCUUGUCCUCUCAUGCCGUCGCAUGCCCUGCGAAGCGAGCGAGUGCGCAUCCGGAUUUCGCGUCCAAACUCGCGGGGCGAUUAACUCCGAAUUCAAACAUGCUCCUCUUGACCGGACACAUCAUCUCGGACACGGCUGA
Molecule: messenger RNA, 942 nt
Organism: Drechmeria coniospora
Lineage: Eukaryota; Fungi; Ascomycota; Sordariomycetes; Hypocreales; Ophiocordycipitaceae
Exons: 2
Coding region: 1-942 (313 amino acids)
Source: RefSeq, a predicted model, not a curated record